AUGAACAGCGCCGACCUGAGCAUUCUCCGGAUAUUCAAACGUAUGCAGCCUCUCAAUCCAUUUUGGUCUUUUCGUCGACGGCUUUGUAUGACUCUAUCCCUUAUAAAUCAGACACGUCAAACUUUAGCUGCAGCUAGUCAUAGAGCUACUAAAACACGCAUGGAGAUCCGCGAGCAAGACUUUUCUUUCAAUGAUGACACUCGACAGCGGCCACUUAUUGAGGUAGUAACAAAAGACGUGAGGACGGCGGACAUUUUCAACAUCAUGGAAGCAGUAAGAGGUGAAGAAGAGGUUUUUGGGGAGGAAGUUGCGUCGUGGUGGAAGGAUGCAGUCACAGAAGAAUUCUCAAGGCAGGAUAUCGUGCUGUUGGCGUUGAUCGCAAUUUGUGCACUUCGACUGCUAUUUUUCGUGUGUCACGUGACUUGGAAAAUGAUGAGACUGAUGAUGCAAUGGUAUGAUGAGAAGGAACAUGAUGAGGAGUCCGAGGUGGAGAAUGCUGUUAUCAGCAGUGAAAACUUGAGAAAACAAUUGGCGAUUAUCCGCUUCUGCCAUCUACAGUUUUUACUGGUGGUUGAGAAGCUGCAGCGUGAGAUUCGAGAAAGCAAGAACGAUGACACACAGCAAAUGUUGGCUUCAUUGGUUGUGUCGCAGUAUAAAGACAAAAAGAAGGUAACGCUUGCAGAAAUUUUGGGCACAUUGCAAAAGAUUCAAGCGCUGGACAGCUGUUUCAAAGCGUGUAAGAUGGAAGAGCAUCUUGCAGAUAUUAAACAAGACGUAGAAGCUGACGAAGAACAACUUUCAGAAGCAUGGGAGCGAUUGCAGGAUAUCUAUGCUUCAUUUCUUCGAAUUCAAACGAGAAUCAUCCGUCGGCAAACGCGUAGGAAGAAGCGACAAUGGCGAUUGCAUCAACACGAACAGUUCCAGCAGGAAGAAACCGGACGUUGUCAACGUCGACUUUCAAGUAGCGAAGACCCUACCAAUGAGGUGCUGCAUGAUCUUCAAGCGUUAACGAGGGAGCUACCUCAAGGUUUUACAGCUGACAUGUUCACGUCACUAGGCAACGCCAUCCACAAUAAAGUGGCUUCUUCUCCCGUAAAAACGAAGGUAAAAUCUGCGUUAUAG
Messenger RNA from Peronospora farinosa, 1122 nucleotides. NCBI's taxonomy places the organism in Eukaryota, Oomycota, Peronosporomycetes, Peronosporales, Peronosporaceae. The record is from the annotation of a GenBank genome assembly.